AUGAACCGGAAUCCUACCGGAAAAAACCAGUAUUCCUCUUGCCCACCUCCUAACGAUCCAGCAGUCGCCGAGGCUCUCAAAGAGUAUCAUCGUCGUAACAUCACUAAUGCAGAUACAAUAUCACAGCUUCUCUUGAAAGAACAUGGAGUAGAGAUGUCCGCGAUCACCGUUCGCAGGCGCCGAAAGAACCUAGGUCUCAUGGGGAGUGGUACCACAACGCGAACCAUCCCCGACGGGCAGAAGCGUCAACUUAUCUUUGAUCAGAUGGCCAAAGAUCCCAGCCGAAACCGAGGUCCAGCAAUGGUCAAGGAAGCCAUUGCUAAAGAUGAAGGUAUCCACCUCACGCGCGAUUACAUCGCUGCUGAAAUGCGCGCUCAAGACCCGGAUGGCUUUGAGCACCGUGCACCUACCGCCAAGAAGAUCCAUCGUGAGCCUCUCAGCGUGCUGGGACCAAAUCAUGAGUGGUCCGGUGACGGACAUGAUAAGCUUGCAAAGAUAGGGUUUCCUAUCUGGGCCGUCAGAGAUGUAUGGUCUGGGAAGUGGCUAGGGCUCUGGGUCGUCCCAAACAACAGGUUGAAACGUGCUAUCGGCUAUCUCUACCUCUCCCUUGUUCAUGAUAUGGGCGGUAUGCCUAUUCAGUCCACUACCGACUGUGGUUCUGAAACAAUCGAAGUAUAUGGUCUUGCAAAUGCACUUCGGGAGCUGUUCGCACCUGAGCUGGACCGGGAGGAACUACCAGCACAUAGGUUCCUGCGAAGCAUUCGUAACAUCACGAUCGAACGCGGAUGGCUUCGCCUUCGUCUUCAAUGGGGCGACAAUAUCAGAGUUUACUGGGAUCAAGGCUAUGCUGUCUAUGAUGAAAACAACCGAGACCAUUAUCUUUUGGUCCAGUGGCUGUGGCCCAAACUUAUCCGGCAAGAACUUGACGAACUGAAGUCAAGGUUCAACGACCAUAGAGUCCGUCGUGAUUGGAAGAAGACGCAUCCGUCGGGAGUAUCACCAAACAUUUCGUAUUCCCUCCCAAAGACAUAUGGAGGACAAGAGAGUUUAUUGCAACCGGUUGAUAGAGCUGUGGUGCGCAAGCUCAUGGAAGAUCUCGGUGGAGAAGAUCUCAUAAGAUUCGUAUCAGUCGAGUUCGACGCACAAGCUCAGGAGGUGUUCGACACACUUGCGGUACCAAAGUUGUCUCUCGAAAAUGUCUGGAAUAUUUUUAGUUUGAUGCUUCCUCUCAUGUUUGGACCACAGUAG
Messenger RNA from Stereum hirsutum FP-91666 SS1, 1248 nucleotides. RefSeq lists its product as uncharacterized. Bases 1 to 1248 code for a protein of 415 amino acids. The transcript has 7 exons. NCBI's taxonomy places the organism in Eukaryota, Fungi, Basidiomycota, Agaricomycetes, Russulales, Stereaceae. The record is from RefSeq and is a predicted model, not a curated record.